Messenger RNA from Blastocystis hominis, 505 nucleotides. RefSeq lists its product as hypothetical. Bases 1 to 483 code for a protein of 160 amino acids. The transcript is spliced from 4 exons. The record is from RefSeq and is a predicted model, not a curated record. Lineage: Eukaryota; Bigyra; Opalinata; Blastocystidae.
AUGCCAUACUCCGAAAAGGCUCAAGAAGCAUAUAAAAAACUGAAGGCAAAAGCUUCAGGAUUUAACCCAACUCUGAAGUCGUUUUUCAUUACCUAUACUGGGCUUUGUAUAUAUACAGCAGUAAUUUGGAUUGCUUUCUGGUGUCUUGGAUUCCCGUCUGUAUUAAAAGGUGGGUUUCCCAUCAUCACCGACUACAUGAGGAUCAAUGAGAUGCCUCAGAAUUCUGUAGGUGCAAUUCUCUCGGGAGCAUACGGUUCUGGCACCUUCCCUUGUAGUUUGUUUCUUUUACUAUUGUCUACCUUUAUGCUGAUAAAGGAAUACAUCAGCUAUUUUUAUCAUCCGUCUAUUCUUGAAUUGGAACGAAGAGCGGAUGUUGCUAGUUUUUCGAAGUACUGUUCGUCUAUGCGGCAAAUGAGCACUCUGCGUAAAGAGGAUAUGAUGUCAAUUGGAGUGGAGGCCGCUUCCCUGAAUCCUCAGGAAUAAAUAAUAUUUAAUUAUUGUGUUU